Molecule: messenger RNA, 1212 nt
Organism: Dermochelys coriacea (leatherback sea turtle)
Lineage: Eukaryota; Metazoa; Chordata; Testudines; Dermochelyidae
Gene: AIF1
Product: allograft inflammatory factor 1
Exons: 6
Coding region: 102-548 (148 amino acids)
Biological process (GO): actin filament bundle assembly; ruffle assembly
Cellular component (GO): actin filament; ruffle membrane
Molecular function (GO): calcium ion binding; actin filament binding
Source: RefSeq, a predicted model, not a curated record
UCUUUAUAAAGGCCAGGCCGCAGCUGCGGAAGGGGGAAGUGGCCUUGAGGCGUCAGCCCGAACUCCGGGGUCCAGUGUGGGAGGCAGAGACCGGAGCAGCCAUGAGCUCCCAGCAGAAUCUACAAGGGGGCAAGGCCUUCGGGGCGCUGAAAGCCCAGCAGGAGAAGGUUCUGGACUCUCUCAAUAAGGAAUUCCUGGACGACCCCAAAUACAGCACAGAUGAAGACCUGCUGGAGAAGCUGGAGGCCUUCAAGAAGAAAUACAUGGAGUUCGACCUCAAUGGGAACGGAGACAUUGACAUCAUGGCUCUGAAGCAGAUGCUGGAGAAGCUGGGGGCGGCCAAGACCCACCUGGAGCUGAAGAAAAUGAUCACGGAGGUGACGGGCGACCUCGGCGAGACCAUCGGGUACCGGGACUUCGUCCACAUGAUGCUGGGCAAGCGCUCGGCCAUCUUCAAACUGAUCCUGAUGUACGAAGACAAAGCCAAGGAGAAAGAGGAGAAGCCGGCUGGCCCCCCCGCCAAGAGGGCCAUCGCUGACCUCCCCUAGCUGCCCCCGGCACCCCCCUCCGGGGGCUGUUGGGGAGGCCCCGGGCAGGGAGCUUCUCCGCCCCUGCUCUGGGGUUCCCAUGGUUCACGCCGCUGCUAGAAACCAAGCCACUAACAACGUCUGCAGGGGGGCCUGAGGGUCAGCACUCAGGCUGGGGGGGCAGGGUGGGGGGGCUGGGGGGCUGCCGCUAGAGGGCAGCACGGCAGGAGGGGGGGUGCAGUUUUGUGGGACCCACUAGGGGGAGCCGUCCUGGGGGGCAUGUCCUGGGGGGAGGCUGGUUUUGCAAGGGUGUCCUGGGGGGCAGAGCUGAGCCCCCCUUGGUUCACCGCAACAUGACCCCUGGGCUGAGGGUCGUGACCUCUCUCCUCCCCCCCGCCCUCUUUGGCCCUAGCUUCCAGAUGCUGCAAAGGAUUCUGGGAUUUUUAGACCAUAUCACCCCCCCACCUGCACGACAUAUGCUAAGCCUGCAAAGGAUUCUGGGAUUGCCCCUCCCCCCCGCCAGACUCACGCCAGCCCCACAAAGGAUUCUGGGCCAGCCAAGGCAGGGGAGGUUAAAGGUCGAGAGCCCCUUGGCACUCAUGGGGCCGGCGUGAGGGGUGAAAGGUCGGAGGUCACAGGGGGUGACCCAUACGUGCAGCACUGUCAAUAAAGGCCUCUUAAUGAC